AGGCACGCCCACUGGCCGCCCCGCCCCGUGUGUGCCGGCCGAUUGGCUGUGGCCGCCCGGCCCGGUAUCCGGGUAAGAUGGCCGCAGUCGGAGAGUGCUCGAUCCCUGUUCCGUGGAAUUCGGUGUCUCUCACUCACGUCGAGUAUCCAGCAGGUGACUUCACCGGCCAUCUUCUCGCCUACCUUAGCCUGAGUCCCAUCUUCAUCAUCGUAGGCUUCAUCACCCUCAUUGUUUUCAAGAGAGAGCUACACACGAUCUCUUUCUUGGGAGGGCUGUGUUUCAAUGAAGGUGUAAAUUGGUUAAUCAAGAACAUUGUCCAGGAACAGAGGCCUUGCCCAGAAGUCCACCUGUCGGUCUACUCGAAAUACGCCAUGCCUUCCAGCCAUUCUCAGUUUAUAUGGUUCUUCUCCGUCUAUUCAUUCCUCUUCCUUUAUUUAAGGAUGCACCAAACCAACAAUGCCAGGUUCCUGGACUUGCUGUGGAGACACCUGUUGUCCCUCUGCCUUUUAACCUUGGCUUGCCUAGUCUCGUGCAGCAGGGUUUACUUACUGUACCACACCUGGAGUCAAGUUGUCUACGGAGGGUUUGUGGGAAGCUUCAUGGCUGCCCUUUGGUUUCUCUUCACGCAGGAAAUCCUAACGCCUUUGUUCCCGAGGAUAGCUGCAUGGCCGUUAUCCGAGUUUUUCUUAAUCCGAGACACCAGCCUCAUCCCCAAUAUCUUAUGGUUCGAAUACACAGUCAGCAGAGCAGAAGCCAGGAACCGACAGCGUAAGCUGGGCACAAAGCUACAAUGAGCGCCGAAGUCUCCGGCAUUUGACUACGCAGUUCUGUAUCCCGGCAGGCUGGAACGGAGACACCUGCGCAGAUCUUUGGGGAUGUAGCCAGGCGCCUUUUUACGGGACGGAUCGAUGCCAUCGGGCAGGGACCACCACCGAAGACCCCAGAGGCCUUUUCCAAUGCGCUGGAUCAAUCCUGCUGCAUGCCGAGUCCAUCCACGAGCAAAAACCCCAUUUAUAUAUCGCAGGCGCAUAGCGUUAGACCGGAUGCUACCCUGGGAAGCACCAGGAAGCAAUUUUUGGGAGGGGGGCACAAGCACCGCUAAUUCGGAUGGGGGCGGAGAGGCCUGAGGGGGCGAAACGGGCCGUGGGCGUAGUCCAUCUACUCCAGCCGAGCUUGAUUCAGACAUCGGUCGGUAGGUUAAGACCUGUGAAUAUUUAAGUUGGGGCCUGGAGGGACCACAUGCGCCUUGGGGGACACGCCCGAUACAGCUCUGUAACUUUUCUAUUGAAUUUCUUUUUUUAACGAACAAAAAAAAAAUCAAUUUGCAGCAUGCAAUCCACACACUAUUUAUAUAAUCCUGGGUUGUCUAGUUUGCUGAAGGGGAACGGCGGAGGCCGGUUUGAGGCUGGUUUUCGGGGGGCAGCAGCCAGCUCACUGCCACUAAAAAAGAGUUGGGGGCAAAAUUAAUAAAAAGUUAAGAGAGAAAGGGAAUUCUGCAUUUUGUUUAAGCCAGGGGUGUCCAGCCUUGGUGGCUGGGGAAUUCUGGGAGUUGAAGUCCACAGGUCUUAAAGUCUCCAAGAUUGGACCUCUUGGCUUAAGCGGUCUGCAGAUUGCUGUGCAUAAAAGUGCUUUUUCUACACACUAAAGCAACCCGACAACCUUAAUUAAAGGAUCUGCAUGUGCUGAUCAAUACAGCAGCAGCAAAAAAUAAUAAUAAUAAAAAAAAAUCCACAAUGCUUUUUUUCUUUUUAAUCAGACCCUGGUACUGAGAUUACUUAAAUGGGGGUUCUUUCUGAGUGCCGAUUCCCAUGACUGUAACUCCUUUCUUUCCCUUUCUCUCCAUUCCUCCGAUCCAGAGUUAAUCCCAAACUCGGUUUUGCUGGCUUGAGGAAGGCCCACCAACGGGAACACCCCCGUGUUCGGUGGCGAGCGAUGGGGAUUGUAGUACAGUGGAAUUAAAAUGCAUCUCGCGAAAGGCUAGUUUAAAAUGAUUCCCCCCGCCACCCCUUCAAAACUUUUAAAUACUCAAUAAACGUGUUUUUAUGGUCGCG
This is a messenger RNA of Crotalus tigris (Tiger rattlesnake), 2051 nucleotides long. It is a transcript of the gene DOLPP1, whose product is annotated as dolichyldiphosphatase 1. Gene Ontology annotation, biological process: protein N-linked glycosylation; lipid biosynthetic process. Gene Ontology annotation, cellular component: intracellular membrane-bounded organelle; endoplasmic reticulum membrane. The record is from RefSeq and is a predicted model, not a curated record. Lineage: Eukaryota; Metazoa; Chordata; Lepidosauria; Squamata; Viperidae. The transcript is spliced from 8 exons. The coding region runs from base 78 to 794 and encodes 238 amino acids. Gene Ontology annotation, molecular function: dolichyldiphosphatase activity.